AUGUAUGUCUUGAUUAAAUUGGCUUGUGUCCAGUAUGAAGUAACUCAUUCUUCAUUACUAGCCAUCGCUACUUCGUAUACUCCCCUGAUCCAGCCGGCUGGACACCUCCGAGCCUCUGCUAUUUGGUUGAGCAUUCCACCGGAUGAUAUGCGUGCCCAUUUGCUCUUCAUUUCUGCGCUCUCCACGGCUGCCGAGGCACUCGCGCCUCGAGCGGCAGCAGCCGUCGAUGCUUCAACGAUCCAGGGCAAAUACAUGUUUGGAUACCAGGGCUGGUUCCGUUCUCCGGGCAAAGGGCUCAACACGCACUGGUCUACCAAUGGUGGAGUGCCUGGCCCUGGAAAUGCCGUCUUUGACUUUUUCCCUGACACAAGUGCGUAUCCAUCUGAGUGUCUUUUCGAUACUCAAUUUAAAUAUCCGAAUGGAACAACCGCCAAGUUAUACGACAACACCUGUGCUGGAGUGGUAGAUCUGCAUUUUAAAUGGAUGCAGCAGUAUGGCAUUGAUGGCGUCUUCGUUCAGCGCUUUUAUGGCGCUUUGAGCGAUGCUACGUUUUUGACUGUUCUAGACCUUGUACAAGCUUCUGCUGAGAAAUAUGGUCGCGUUUUCGCCGUCGAGUAUGACUUGAGCGGCGGUAACUCGUCACAAGCAAGUGUUACCAAUAAAAUCAUCCCCGACUACGUUAACAACAUCAAAAAAUACACCCAGUCUCCGGCAUAUGUUCAUCAAGACGGCAAGCCAGUCGUCAUGGCCUUUGGAUUUGGCGUUGCUGGCCGCGAUCUAAGUGCAUCAGACGCGUUUAAUUUGGUCAGAGACUUGCAAGCAGAGCCAGCUUAUGUUAUCCUGGGAACGACUAACACCUGGGCUGCUGAUGUCCGUAAUAACAAUGGUUUGGUAAACACCUACAAACUGGCCGAUGCAAUCAGCCCCUGGACUAUUGGCGCCUAUACCGAUGCUGGAUAUCUGAGCUAUAAUCUUCACUGGCAACAGAACGAUACCACAUUAACCAAUUCACUCGGUAAAGGUUAUGUGCCCGUGGCCUGGCCCGGCACUUCAAACUACCACCUCUCCAACGAUCUCUCCCACCUUGAUUACUUCCCACGAGACAACGGAAGCUUUUACGAACUUCAGGUCAACACUGUUAUGAAACAGAAGCCACUCUUUAUUUAUACCGCCAUGUUUGAUGAAGUCAAUGAAGGUACUGGGUCGUAUGCUUGCCUCAAAACUAACCAACUGCCGACAAAUGAGAAAUUCGUGGGGAUUGAUGAAGAUUUCACAUCGACUAACCACUACUUUGAACUCGCUCAGCAGCUGGCUACUUCAUAUAGAGCGCUGCAGUAA
Trichoderma atroviride IMI 206040 is the source of this 1338-nucleotide messenger RNA. RefSeq lists its product as uncharacterized. The record is from RefSeq and is a predicted model, not a curated record. NCBI's taxonomy places the organism in Eukaryota, Fungi, Ascomycota, Sordariomycetes, Hypocreales, Hypocreaceae.